CUCCACACCGGCAGCAUGAUCCUCAUCACCUGCAAAUAUAUAUUGGCGCACCGCGCAUGCAUGUAAAACAGACUGCCGCUAGUGCUCCUCUCGUCAGUGCCGCUCAGCAUUCGGCCGGCGGCGCCCGCAGAUGAGCAUCCAUGAGAUAGCAUAGCACUACCUGGGCGGGCUCAAAUAAUGAUGGCCUGCACCUGCAAAGUCAUGCAUCCUUGUGCGUCCUCCAUUUCGAUUCCACCCCUGAUGUGGCUAGCUGGUGCUAUAUUAGUGUGCUUCUGUCUUGGCUCUUGCAUUCAGACUGAGGUGUACUGUAAUAAGCAAUAUAUAUAGCCCAGCCGGCCGGGCGACAUGGUAGCCGCCAGAGCACAACUCGCCGCUCUUCUCCUCCUCGUCGCCGCCGUCUGCUCUGCCACCGGGUUCAGGCCGGGCGGGGGCGGCCCGCCGUCGGUAACGGAGGACACCCUUGAGAAGGUGGCCGCCUCGCUGGAAAUGUACGUCGACGCGCUCCCUCAGAUGCCUAAGGUCCUCGGCUACUCCAUCAAGCACGGCCGCCCCACGCCGACUCACCUCACCAUCGGGAUGUACCAGAAAAAGUGGAAAUUCCACCGGGACCUGCCGCCGACGACCGUGUUCGUGUUCGGCACGUCGGUGGAGAGCGCGACCUUCCCAGGGCCCACCAUCGAGGCGCUGCAGGGGGUCCCGCUGCAGGUGACGUGGGACAACCACCUCCCCGACCGCCACAUCCUGCCGUGGGACCCCACGGUGCCCACCGCCAUCCCCAGGGGCGGCGGCGUCCCCACGGCCGUCCACCUCCACGGCGGCGUCCACCCGCCGCAGUCCGACGGCCACGCCUACGCCUGGUUCACCGCGGGCUUCCGGGAGAGGGGCCCCGCGUGGACGACGCCCACGUACGCGUACCCGAACGUGCAGUCGCCCGGCGGCGCGCUCUGGUACCACGACCACGCGCUCGGCCUCACGCGCGCCAACCUCCUCGCGGGCCUCCUCGGCGCCUACGUCGUCCGGAACCCGGCGGCGGAGGCGCCGCUCGGCCUCCCCCGCGGCGACGCCUUCGACCGGGUGCUCGUGCUCGCAGACCGCAGCUUCUACGCCGACGGCUCGCUCUACAUGAACCGCACCGGCGACAACCCGGGCGUCCACCCGCAGUGGCAGCCCGAGUACUUCGGGGAGGCCGUCACCGUCAACGGCAAGGCCUGGCCGUUCCUCCGCGUCGCGCGCCGCCGCUACCGCUUCCGCGUCAUCAACGCCAGCAACGCGCGCUUCUUCAACCUCUCCCUGUCCGCCUCCUCCGACGGCCUGAGCCUGAGCCUGAUCCCGCUCCACGUCGUCGGCUCCGACACCAGCUACCUGCCCCGGCCGGUCGCCGUGACGCACCUCCUCGUCGCCGCGGCCGAGGCGUUCGACGUCGUCGUCGAUUUCUCCGAGUGCGCGGCCCCCGAGGCGGAGCUCGUCAACACGGCGCCGUACCCGUACCCCGACGGCGACGCGCCGAACCACCUCAACGGCAAGGUGAUGAAGUUCGUCGUCGAGCCGGCGAGGGUGCGGGACGACGACGACGACUCGAGGGUGCCGGCGCGGCUGCUGGACUACGUCAAGGUCGCCGAGGAGGACGCGGCGCGGAGGCGGUACAUCGUGUUGUACGAGUACGAGGACGAGGCGACGGGCGACCCGACGCACCUGUACAUCAACGGGAAGCGGCUGGAGGACCCGGCGACGGAGACGCCUCGGCCGGGCUCCACGGAGGUGUGGGAGGUGAUCAACCUCACGCAGGACAACCACCCGCUGCACCUCCACCUGGCCACGUUCCAAGCCGUGCGCGCGCGGGAGCUCGACGGCCUGGAGGAGUUCAAGCACUGCAUGGAGAGGCUCAACGACGCGGUCCGCUGCGACGUGGGCCGGCACGCCGUGGGGGAGGAGGUGGCCGUGCCGGAGCACGAGAGGACGUGGAAGAACGUCGUCAAGAUCGCGCCGGGGUUCAUGACCACGGUGGUCGUCAAGUUCCUCAUGGUAGACACCGGCAGGAGCUACCCGUUCGACGCCACGGCCGAGCCAGGAUACGUCUACCAUUGCCACAUUUUGGAUCAUGAGGACAACGCCAUGAUUCGGCCGUUGAAACUGAUCAAAUGAUCGAUGAUUCGUCCACUACUUGGGCUACAGAAUUUCACUGGAAAUAGCUCAUUCGUUUCAAGAGAAAAAAUGCGGUUAGCCAAACACUAAGUUAAGCAACCGAAAUGUAAAAUGGCUUCAGCUGUUAUCAGACUAUACAAAAGGCAACAAUGUUCUUUAAAUCUUUAGAGAUGUAAAAAGCUAAAGUAGAGGAAAUACAUACAAAGGCCAACAUACACUGUUGUUAUAUAUUUGGAUUCCUAAAUGCAAUCCAAAUGAAGGACGUUAAAUAAACCAUCCCAUUACGCUAUGUUUUUAA
Messenger RNA from Zea mays, 2440 nucleotides. RefSeq names its product multicopper oxidase LPR1 homolog 1. The transcript is spliced from 3 exons. Lineage: Eukaryota; Viridiplantae; Streptophyta; Magnoliopsida; Poales; Poaceae. Bases 346 to 2142 code for a protein of 598 amino acids. Gene Ontology annotation, biological process: cellular response to phosphate starvation. The record is from RefSeq and is a predicted model, not a curated record. Gene Ontology annotation, molecular function: copper ion binding; oxidoreductase activity.